ACAAAUGCUUUUCAAUUGUUUUCGAUUUCGCUUAUUCUUUGAACACCGACAUUGAACAACGCAAUAUUAAACGCUUCGUUGUCUCGAUUUUAUCAUAUUGUUAUGCUAAAAUCAUUAAAGGGUAACCAUAGCAUCAACACGUCUACAUCCAGUGAACAUUACAGAACAUCGUGUCUGUUGAAUACUGUAACCAGUAACAAAACUUGCGAACGGAACGUCUUAUCAAGUGACUAGUUACUGUGGAAAACUAAAAUGACAGCGUUUGUUAAUCAUUUUUCAAGCAGGUUUUAAUACUUUCCCCUUUGUUAUACUGGGAGAAAUCAUACCAGGAUGUAUGCUAAAUUUUUGGAUGUGGCGCCCUACCUAGAGAUUUUUUCACCAGCUGCCACUGGUUGUGUGGUCUUCCCUUCACAAGUUCUGGAGGUGAACGUCAUGCUGCCAAAGAGCAGAACUGGCUGUAUUUAGAACUGGAUCUCUGCACCGUUUCAGCCUAGAGACGGAGUGGGAAUACAGUAAGGGAGGAGGACGUGAGCUCAGCUGAAGCCAAUGCAGCAGCAGCAGAGCCGGCAGCCUGGCCUAGUGGAGGGAAGCCUUCCAGUGUUUGUGUUCCCCACCGAGCUGCUGUUCUACGCAGAUGAGCAGGCUUCACAUAAGCAGGUGCUCACCCUCUACAACCCUUAUGAGUUUGCGCUUAAAUUCAAAGUUUUGUGCACAGCACCAAACAAGUAUGCCGUGGUGGAUGCCACUGGUGCUGUUAAACCACAAUGUUGUGUGGAUAUCGUGAUCCGUCACAGGGACGUGCGGGCCUGUCAUUACGGGGUGAUUGAUAAGUUCCGGCUGCAGGUGUCUGAGCAGAGUCAGAGGAAGGCUUUGGGCAGGAAGGAAGUGAUGGCCACUCUGCUGCCCUCCGCCACUCAGGAGCAGCCCCAGGUCCGGCCCCAGGAAGAGGAGCGCAGGAUGAAGGAGCAGCUUGCCGACAGAGUGUUCUUUGAGCAGACUGCAUUCCAGACAGAGAGCCGUACAGCGUCUGGGGGUCCCAGCCUCCUCACUGUCCUUUUAGGCCUGGUGUGUAUGGCGGCCCUUAUGCUCCCAACUCUGGGAGAGCAGGAAUCCACAGUGCCUGUCUACCUCCACUUAAGUGUUAACAAGAAACUUGUAGCUGCUUAUGUUUUAGGUCUUCUCACAAUGGUUAUUCUGCGCACUUGAAGUGCUCUUGGAAACAAUCUUGCUAAAAGGAACUAAGAUGAUGAAGAGGGGAGAUAUGGACAUUAACACAGCUAGGAGGGUUGUGAGGAUGGAGGGGAAGCACGUCUGAGAAACUCCCUAUAAACAGGAACUAACUUCUUAAAUGAUCUUCACAAACUCACAGACCCAAUGAAGACACAAAGAUCCAUGGGCGAGGGGAAGGGAGUGUUCUGUGUUUACAGGCUGAACACUGACUGAGCUUGGCAUUGAAUCUGGCUGACUAUGUUAAAGGUGGGGGGGGGGUGUAGAGGAACAUGAAUACAUUAAAUUAAAUGUGGUGUUAUACGUCAUAUUCAGUGUCUCUGGCUUUUUGUUGCUUCUCUCAAGACUGAAAAUGGCUCUUUUGUUCUAUUUGUU
This is a messenger RNA of Cyprinus carpio (common carp), 1602 nucleotides long. Its product is annotated as motile sperm domain-containing protein 1-like. Bases 547 to 1206 code for a protein of 219 amino acids. The record is from RefSeq and is a predicted model, not a curated record. Gene Ontology annotation, cellular component: cytoplasm. Lineage: Eukaryota; Metazoa; Chordata; Actinopteri; Cypriniformes; Cyprinidae. The transcript has 7 exons.